Molecule: messenger RNA, 591 nt
Organism: Spathaspora passalidarum NRRL Y-27907
Lineage: Eukaryota; Fungi; Ascomycota; Pichiomycetes; Serinales; Debaryomycetaceae
Exons: 1
Coding region: 57-482 (141 amino acids)
Cellular component (GO): mitochondrial outer membrane
Molecular function (GO): nascent polypeptide-associated complex binding
Source: RefSeq, a predicted model, not a curated record
AAGUUUGCUCAUUUGCUACACUAUUAUCCAGGAAGUAAAAAUAAAAUCUAUUGAAUAUGUCUGAACACAUUCCAUCCGCUGAAGAAAUUCAAAAAGAAGUUGAAAAGCAAGUUGAUGAAGUUGAAAAACAAGUUGAUGAAGUCACCGGUAACAAUGAUAAAGAAUGCGGUAUCGUAUCUGCUUUAAAAAAGGCCUUUAACGCAGUUGUCGACAGUGUAACCAAAACUGCCAACUGUGCGCAAACCACCGCCUGCUCAACCGUUUCUCGUGUUGGUGUUGAACUUCAAAACCCAGUUGUCCUUGCCCAAGUAGCUGUCAUUGCCAGUGCCAGUGCAGCUGGUUAUUUUGCCCACUUGGAAAAGUAUAAGAUUAAGAGUGAUAACAGGGCCAUCAAUUGCUUGAAUGCAGCCGCUCUUACUGCAUUAGUUUUGGCUGAUGGUUUCUUGUUCAACCAAUACUACUCGAAAUACGACAAGAAAUAGUCGGAACCGGGUUGUCAACUGAGUUCAACGCUUGUUUCAAGCAUGAAUGAAGAAAUAUAGUUUUAUUUAUUUGUAUCUGUUAGCAUUACCAAUAUCAGAAGAUAAGUUG